Messenger RNA from Pungitius pungitius (ninespine stickleback), 2278 nucleotides. RefSeq names its product potassium voltage-gated channel, subfamily G, member 2 (gene kcng2). Gene Ontology annotation, biological process: potassium ion transmembrane transport; protein homooligomerization. The record is from RefSeq and is a predicted model, not a curated record. Bases 245 to 1867 code for a protein of 540 amino acids. Lineage: Eukaryota; Metazoa; Chordata; Actinopteri; Perciformes; Gasterosteidae. The transcript has 3 exons. Gene Ontology annotation, cellular component: membrane; voltage-gated potassium channel complex. Gene Ontology annotation, molecular function: voltage-gated potassium channel activity.
CCCCCCAAAAAAAACAAUUGGAGCUCCGCGUGGAUCGUACCGCGAUGUCCCGCGAGGGAAACUUAAAGGAAUGCUACGGAACCAAGGAGCCAGCCGGGUGAGGGACACGAGAUCAGCUUCUCGCCGGGGACCUGCUGUGUUGCUGAAUGGCUGAAGAUCUCCCAGGCACCUCGCGUGCCCUGUGAAGGCCCCCCCCCCCCCCCCACAUAGUGCUGGACGGGGUCCCCCCAGCGGCGCGGGCGCCAUGUACCAGGAGGUGGCCUUCCUGGCCGGCAGCAGCGAGCACCAGUUCACCCCCUUCCACUUCAAGCCCGUGGAGAACCCGCAGGAGGUCCAGAGCAAGAAGGGCCUGUUCUACAAGCGGGCGCAGCUGCUGCCUCCUCAGCGCCGCCAGCACGGCGACGGGGCGGCCCUCGGCCCCGUCGCCGCCGCCGCCGACGCGGCCAUCAUCAACGUGGGCGGGAUCAAGUACCGCAUCCCCUGGUCCACGCUGGAGGAGUUCCCGCUGACCCGGCUGGGCAGGCUGCGCGGCUGCAGCAGCGAGGCCGAGAUCAUGGACCUGUGCGACGACUACGACGGCAGCCGCAACGAGUUCUUCUUCGACCGCAGCCCGUCGGCCUUCCGCACCAUCGUGUCCUUCCUGGCGGCGGGGAAGCUGCGGCUUCUGCGGGAGAUGUGCGCCCUCUCCUUCCAGGAGGAGCUGCUCUACUGGGGGGUGGAGGAGAACAGCCUGGACUGGUGCUGCCUCCGGAAGCUGCGGCUGCGCCAGGAGGAGUACAAGGAGCUGCAGAGGCUGGAGGAGGAGGAGGCCGAGCUGACCUCGCCGCAGUCCUGCGAGGAGAGCCCGCAGCCUCCCGGCGCGGGGGCGGGGCCGGAGGAGGCCCACGCGGGCGGCGGCGGCUGCAUGCGGCGGCUGCGGGACAUGGUGGAGAACCCCCACUCGGGCCUGCCGGGGAAGAUCUUCGCCUGCCUGUCGGUGGUGUUUGUGGCCAUCACCGCGGUGACGCUGUGCGUGAGCACCAUGCCGGACCUCCGAGAGGAGGAGGAGCGGGGCGAGUGCUCCCAGAGGUGCUACAACAUCUUCGUCCUGGAGACGGUGUGCGUGGCCUGGUUCUCCCUGGAGUUCACGCUGCGCUUCAUCCAGACGCCGAGCAAGUGCGCCUUCCUGCGCACGCCGCUCAACGUCAUCGACGUGGUGGCCAUCCUGCCCUACUACGUCACCCUGGUCGUGGACUCCCUGUCCGUCGGGGGGAAGCCGGCGGGCUCCGGGAACAACUACCUGGAGAAGGUGGGGCUGGUCCUGCGGGUCCUGCGGGCUCUGCGGAUCUUCUACGUGAUGCGGCUGGCGCGCCACUCGCUGGGCCUGCAGACGCUGGGCCUGACGGUGCGGAGGUGCACGCGCGAGUUCGGCCUGCUGCUGCUCUUCCUCUGCGUCGCCAUGGCUCUCUUCUCGCCGCUGGUGUUCCUGGCGGAGAGCGAGCUGGGCGCCAAGCAGGAGUUCACCAGCAUCCCCGGCAGCUACUGGUGGGCCGUGAUCUCCAUGACGACGGUGGGCUACGGCGACAUGGUGCCGCGGAGCAUCCCCGGCCAGGUGGUGGCGCUCAGCAGCAUCCUGAGCGGCAUCCUCCUCAUGGCCUUCCCGGUCACCUCCAUCUUCCACACCUUCUCCCGCUCCUACCUGGAGCUGAAGGAGGAGCAGGUCCGCGCGCUGAGGCAGAAGCCCGACUCGCAGGACAGCACCAAGUCCCAGAACAGCGAGGACUCCCAGGAGACGGACAGCUACCGCGGCGCCGCCGAGGCCGCGGCCUCCUCCAUGCGGCGGAGGAGGUCCCUGGCCGCUCGCAGGGCGGCGGAGGUCACGGCGUGACCCUCGAGGACUCGUGACCCUCAGGCUCCUCGCGUGGCUGCGUUCGGGAGGAUUGACCUGAAACGAGUGGCGCCUUUUGUUUGUCGGGUAGAGUUCAUUAAUCUCCCAUAUUGCAUCUCGCCAAAAACCCGAGCACACGCACACGCACACGUGCAUUUAUUCGCAUUGAAGCAUUGUGCUCAUUAAUCCGCAGCACAACCAUUUAUUUGUCAAAGGGCUUUGCACGCACACUGGUGUCCGCAUCAAACUUCCAGGCAGAAGAACCGUUUCAUCGAGGCUCAGCUGCUGUGUUUGUCUCAUGCGUCCAAAAGGGAACCUCCGAUUGAAGCUUGUGUUGCAUCAUCAUCAAAUCUCAUUUGAUUCUUGCUAUGUUCUGUACAAAUGAAGAAAGCCACAAUUGGGGGGGGGGGG